AUGGACCGUAACCCAUUGCCGCCUCCUGACAGAGAUGAUGAGACAGCUGAAGAGGAUGAUGCUAUUGGAGAGACUGUGUAUAGCAAGCAUUGGCUCUUUAGCACCUUAACCCGCCUUAUACAGAUGGUGACAGAGCAGGACUCCGAACAGGGAGAAGGUCUGACAGAACUGUCGGAUGAGCUUGAGGAGGAGCUGUGUAAAGUCUGGGAUAUGGCCAUGGACAAGGAUGUGGCUGGUUUUCUACAGGAGUUCAAAACUCCAGAUAUCCUGUUGGGAGUAAUUGCCAAGUCCCAUAAUCCACGCCUUACUGAAAUCUGUAUAGGAAUUCUGGGAAAUAUGGCCUGUUUCCCUGAGACAUGCGCAUACAUGUCAAAGUCCAAGCCCAGAGUCAUACUUGAGUCCAUGCCCAUGCUGAGGCCUGUGUCUAUGCCCACAUUCAAAUUCAUGCCCAUGCCGACAUCAGGGUCCAUGCCCAUGCUCAAUCCCAGUAUUAUGCCUGAGUCCAUGCCCAUGCCUUAG
Molecule: messenger RNA, 519 nt
Organism: Neoarius graeffei (lesser salmon catfish)
Lineage: Eukaryota; Metazoa; Chordata; Actinopteri; Siluriformes; Ariidae
Product: protein saal1-like
Exons: 5
Coding region: 1-519 (172 amino acids)
Source: RefSeq, a predicted model, not a curated record